AAAAAAAGGGGGGCGGGGGGACUUCGGUUCUCUUCCUAUGCAGUUAGACCAGCGGGGGAACUUGGAGGAAGGAGGUCAGCAGCGACAUGGACUGAGAAUCAACCAGUUAGGGGUGAAAUUCCUCUGGCGUCCGAACCUCGAAGUAGUUUUGCAUUGAGCUCCUUGGGUGACAACAUCUUCCUCCCGAUGGCUACUCCCGUAAGGUUUUCUGGCAAGCGUACGCACAAUCAGCCCGAGCCAAUUGAUCCUGGGCAUGUCUACAAUGUGCCUCCUCUGAAUGCUAUACCCCUGAAUUAUUUUAACCCGUUUGUAGCAAAUGAUGAUGCUAAUGCUGCUUGUUCUGAUAACAACGUUGAUGCUGGUGUUGAUGACCCCCCGGUCGAACCUGCAAACACAGAAGACCCAUCCAUGGUCUUCUUUCCCAAUGGAACAACUGAGGCGGAAUUUGCAAACAUCUUGAACAGAAACAGAGGCGCUAUUGCCCUCUCCGGGGCUGCAUCUAUGCAGAGGAUCGGUUCAGGUAUUGGACAAAUGAACAUUGGGGAGAGUGACGGGUUCUACAUAUUCCGUGUCUCUCUGCCUGGAGUGUCCGGUAGUGAUGAUAGCUUCAGUUGUGUUGUAGAUCCAACCGGGAUGGUGGAGAUGCAAGGGGUGAGCACCACUGGGGAGCAGGUUGUUGAGAAACCGCCUCAAGUCUUCUUCAUGGAGACCCGAAACCUCUGCCCACCAGGACCCUUCAGCAUCAAGUUCAGGCUUCCCGGUCCAGUUCUUCCCUACCAACUCAGAAGCUCUUUUGUCGAUGGUAUGUUUGAGGGGAUUGUGAGGAGAAACUCCUGAAAACAAAAUUUGGCUCCCCGUAGGAAUCGGAUGAGCUUUUUCUUCUUCUUUUGGUGGAACAGUGGACUCAGAACUAGCUGACUGGUUCUCUAGUAGGCUGUAACAUAGAGUUUGCUAGGUUCAUCUUCACCUUUGCUACAACAAUUCCUUCAAUCUCCAGGGUUGAUUCUUGUUAACUUUUCCCAGUUUAUACCUGGAGACGGAGUAAUCGAAGAUUAGAUCCCCAUACAAGACCGUCUCUUCUCUGCCUGCACGCAACUUUCCAACCUCGAUCCAUACCCUUGUCCCAUACGCCAUCAAAGAAGCAGACACAAAAAACAGUGUCCAUAAAUAGCCAGAGCCCAUCAAUUUGAUCUCAUAUCUUCCAGUACGUCAAAGGGAAAUCAUGGCAGCAGUUCUGCUUCUGGUCAUAGUUGGGUUAGUUGCUGUUAUGAUUAUGUGUGGCAGCUGUAACGCUGAGGAACAUCUGUGCAACACGAUAGUCGACGCCGCCGUCACCCAGUGCGUCAAGCAGGUUGCCGGCGACUUGAACGGUGAGAAAAACAACGACCGUGUCAGCAGGUCCAAAGAGCGGAAGACGGCAGAGUGCACCGUGAAUUCCACCACUUCCGUCAGCGGCGGGGCGAUUUGUGAGUCGAACUCCCUGCCGAGGUGCAGACAGUGCUUGACGGGUGCGACUGACAAGGUGAUCAAUCUUUGCCCGGACCGGAUCGGCGGUCAGAUUAACUUCACUCUCUGCUCCUUUAGGUUCGAGCUCCAUCCAUGGUUUUAAAGAUCAAACUGAUGAAUCAAAUUAUGUGCUUAAUUUGAUUCGAGCUGAAUGUCGGUGUUGCUGUUCGUCCCGCUUUGGAUUAUAAUUUAAGUGUUGCGAACAUCGUAGAGUGUAAACUAGUUAUUAGUCUCGAACAUUGUGAAGUUGUCAGCUUACUUGUGAAUUGAAAUUGUAAUGAAAAGGCAC
This is a messenger RNA of Linum tenue, 1795 nucleotides long. NCBI's taxonomy places the organism in Eukaryota, Viridiplantae, Streptophyta, Magnoliopsida, Malpighiales, Linaceae. The record is from the annotation of a GenBank genome assembly.